AUGGACAAGCGCCCGGUCCCUACAAUGGAAUUUGCCAGCAGGGUCACCAGUAUAAUCUACGGUGUCGUCGGAACCUUCAUGGAGAAGACGUCUUUCGGUCUCGAAGAGAGCCGACAUGCUCCCAAGACACAUCUCUCGGAACCCCCUCUUCGUCGUUCAGGUAACGAAGCCACGCACUUCACUGUCGACGGAAAUAAAACUCGCCCAUCCUCUGCUCCUCAUUUCUCAUCUCAGUCUUCUUCAUCGAUACUUCCCCCCGACACGUUCCUUUCCACUUGUUCUCUUCCUUCUUCUUCUUCUCCCUUAUCUUCUUCGUUUGGCAACACCAUGGAGGACAAGGAAAAUACCAAGACGUUCCCUGUCGCCGAUGUGGACGACACGGUCAGCUUCAUGGCUGCUGCUCGCUCCUUGAAGCUGCCAAAGACUUAUGGCACUCCUACUGUUGCUGUCGACGCGUCCAGUGAGAAGGCCAGUACUUCAAUGAGUCGUCCCGAGUCUCGUGCUGAUGCUGAAGUUUUUGCAUCUUCUGGUCAGAAUACUUAUGACGACGAGUGGAGUAUCAAGCCUGAUGCCGAAGAAUCUGAAGUGAAGCCCGAGACCCCCAAGGCUGGAGUGUCCAGUGUUUUUGGUGACUCCAAGCCCCAGGGCUACAAUGCUGCUGCUACUAUCAGCGCUGGUCCUCGUGGUUCGGAAGCUGUAGCUUCAGGUGACGCCAGUGAGGUAGAGGACCGUGAGAACCUUACUACUUUCAAGAGCUGGGGCACCCCUGCUGCUCGUGACAAGCCAGCUUCUCGUGUCCGUCGUAUCAUCCUCCGAGGCUUGCCUGCUACCUGGUGCACCCCUGCUAAGGUUCUGUCGCUUGUGCACGGUGGCAAUAUCGAAAGUGUUCACGUCCAUGGCAACGGAACUGCUCAUAUACUCUUUUGUGAACAUGAAGCAUGCCAGACCUUCUACGACAAGUAUCCGAACGGCAUCGACCUUGACAAAGAAAGAAGGAUCACCGUGUUUGUGGAGAUGGGCAAGGAAGUUGACGUGGUCAGCUCCCAGCUUUCUUUCAAUCUGUCUGUUGGCUCGACUCGCGCCGUGAGAGCUGUCGGAGUCGACAUGAAUGCCAGCAUGGCGCAGCUGUACAGCAUGGCCUGUGGCAGCGAUCGCAAGGUUGAGAAGAUCCUGGACUCAUAUGUGCCUGGAGACGCCCGCAAUGUGGUCUUCCGCUUCUGCUCCAUUGAGGAUGCUGUGCGGUUCCGCGGGAUUCUCGUGCGUGAUCCUGAGUGGGAGCACUGCAACGUUCAGUAUGCGACGGACCCCUGCGAGUUCGCUACCGGUAUGCACAUUGACUGA
Aspergillus luchuensis is the source of this 1341-nucleotide messenger RNA. RefSeq lists its product as uncharacterized. The record is from RefSeq and is a predicted model, not a curated record. NCBI's taxonomy places the organism in Eukaryota, Fungi, Ascomycota, Eurotiomycetes, Eurotiales, Aspergillaceae. The transcript has 6 exons. The coding region runs from base 1 to 1341 and encodes 446 amino acids.